ACAGCAAAAGCUUGCCUCUUUUUUACCUCCAAAAAUAAGUUCAUACAGAGAGCUAGCCGAAGGAGAAGGAAGCACUGUAAAUAAAUAGGGUUGCUCGCUCCUGCUCUCUUUUGACAACAUAGCUAUAUAUGGAGAUAUAUAGUUCUAUAUAAACAAAAAAAACAAAUCAUUUUGGAGAUAUAUAGUUCUAGUAGUUUUUUUAACGAGUAAAGAUGACGAGCGCAAACCCUGCAUUGACGAACGCAAACCCUGCGUUCAAAUCGAAAAUGACAGCUUACGUUGUAACAUGUUGGAUUCUUGCUGCCUUCGGUGGCCUUAUGUUUGGUUAUGAUAUCGGUAUUUCAGGUGGCGUAUCGGGGAUGGACGAUUUCUUGAUCAAAUUCUUCCCACGUGUUUAUGAAAGAAAGCUCCAUGCCAAGGAAAACAACUACUGUAAAUUUGAUGAUCAAAUGCUUCAGCUUUUCACUUCUUCCUUGUACCUUGCUGCCCUCGUGGCAAGCUUCGGCGCAUCAAAGGCUUGUACAGUGAUUGGCCGGAAACUGACAAUUCUCGUGGCGGCCACCUUCUUCAUGGCCGGAGCUGUGGUCAGUGCAGCAGCUCAAGUCAAAUGGGUGCUCAUUAUUGGAAGGGUUCUUUUUGGCAUUGGCGUUGGUUUUGGCAAUGAGGCAGUCCCUUUGUUCCUAUCAGAGGUGGCACCCGUCCAGCACAGAGGAGCCGUAAACAUCCUCUUCCAACUCUUCGUCACCAUUGGCAUCCUCAUCGCCGACUUCGUCAACUACGGCGUCGCCAACCUCCACCCCAACGGGUGGCGUGCCGCCCUUGGCCUCGCCGGGACCCCCGCCCUGGUCCUCUUCGUCGGUUCCUUCUUCAUCACGGAAACCCCGACCUCCCUCGUUGAGCGCGGCGACCUCUCCGCCGGCAAGAAAGCCCUGGAACGUAUCCGAGGCGUGUCGGACGUCGACGCGGAGUACGAGCAGAUCAAAAGAGCGUGCGAGCAGGCGAAGCUGAUAGACCAGCCGUUCAAGAAGCUGAUGAGGAGGGAGAGCCGGCCGCCGCUCGUGAUCGGGAUGAUGCUGCAGGUCUUCCAGCAGUUCACGGGGAUCAACGCGAUCAUGUUCUACGGGCCGGUCUUGUUCCAGACAUGUGGGUUCAAGAGCAACGCGUCGUUGCUGUCGGCGGUUAUCUUGGGGGGAGUGAACUGUUUGAGUACUUUUGUUUCGAUCUUUGGUGUUGAUAAAUUUGGGAGGAGGGCGUUGCUUCUUCAGGCUUGUGUUCAGAUGUUCAUCUGCCAGAUGGCUAUUGGAGGGAUUCUACUAGUCAACUUGAAACCUACAGGCAGCCUAAAUUCAGGGCUAGCCGCGAUAGUGGUGGUGCUCGUGGCCUUGUUCGUCAUGAGCUUCGCGUGGUCGUGGGGCCCACUCGGGUGGUUGAUCCCCAGCGAAACCUUCCCGGUCGAGACCAGGACAGCAGGCUUUGCUUUCGCUGUCAGCACAAACAUGCUCUUCACCUUCAUCAUUGCCCAGGCGUUCCUGUCGAUGCUCUGCCACUUGCAAGCCUUCAUAUUCUUCUUCUUCUCCGCUUGGAUCGUGAUAAUGGGAGCUUUCGUGAUCUUCCUGUUGCCAGAGACCAAGGGCGUGUCUAUCGAUGAGAUGAACGAGCGUGUGUGGAAGCAGCAUCCGGUGUGGAAGAAGUUCAUGGAUGAUGAUGAAGGGAUGAAAUGCCAGGAAAUGGCACAGGUGUAGGAGAAUGGAGUCCUUCAGUGGAGCUCAUCAAUUUUUGUUGUAUAUUUUCUCUUCU
Rhododendron vialii is the source of this 1797-nucleotide messenger RNA. Its product is annotated as sugar transport protein 8-like. The transcript is spliced from 4 exons. NCBI's taxonomy places the organism in Eukaryota, Viridiplantae, Streptophyta, Magnoliopsida, Ericales, Ericaceae. Gene Ontology annotation, molecular function: monosaccharide transmembrane transporter activity. Gene Ontology annotation, cellular component: membrane. Bases 213 to 1742 code for a protein of 509 amino acids. The record is from RefSeq and is a predicted model, not a curated record. Gene Ontology annotation, biological process: monosaccharide transmembrane transport.